Messenger RNA from Perkinsus marinus ATCC 50983, 390 nucleotides. RefSeq lists its product as hypothetical. Lineage: Eukaryota; Perkinsozoa; Perkinsida; Perkinsidae. The transcript has 3 exons. The record is from RefSeq and is a predicted model, not a curated record. The coding region runs from base 1 to 390 and encodes 129 amino acids.
AUGUCGGAAACCGGAAGUAUUGACCUAGCAUCUGAUGUAGAGGACUCAGAGAUAGAUCAGUGUCGUGCUGAGGUCAAUUCCUUCCUCCUGUUGCGCGCUCAUGCCGGUUAUCAGAUAGAGAAGCUAUCUGACCUGAUUCGCAAGCAGCAGAGACGGCUAGAUGCGCAGGAGCUCCUCAUCGAGGAACUCUGUCAGGCCCAUUGCGACGUCUGUCUCCCGCCCGAGGCCGCGACUCGUGUCUUCAGUCGGGAGGUACGCCGGAAGAAAGAGGUGCUGUAUUCUCACUACCAGCUGCAGUGCUGUUUUCAACUCUUUCACGAGGCGGCUAAAGAUUACAUCCCCGAGCUCGAAGACAUCGACUUCGGCCGUCUCUCGUAUACCGCGGAAUGA